Molecule: messenger RNA, 310 nt
Organism: Striga hermonthica
Lineage: Eukaryota; Viridiplantae; Streptophyta; Magnoliopsida; Lamiales; Orobanchaceae
Source: the annotation of a GenBank genome assembly
CGAUGCUUCGAGGCAGGGCUUGGGAUGUGUCCUUAUGCAGGACGGACGGGUCGUUGCGUAUGCUUCACGACAGCUUAAACCUCAUGAGCAGAACUAUCCUAUGCACGACUUAGAGUUAGCCGCAGUCGUUCACGCCCUGAAGAUCUGGCGUCAUUAUCUUUACGGCGGACGCUGCGAGAUAUUCACUGACCAUAAGAGCCUACAGUACAUCUUUACACAGAAGGAGCUUAAUAUUAGGCAGCGCCGUUGGCUCGAAUUGGUCAAGGAUUAUGAUUGUUCUAUCCAAUACCAUCCGGGGAAGGCGAACGUC